AGUUGUAUGAAUAAGACCAUGGUUACAAAGUCUAAAUUCUCUAUGGCCGCUCAAUUUCAAUCCCCCUCUCCUACCCUUCUUCUCCCUCAAAUCUAAACCUUCCUGGCAGCUUCCUUAUUAUCUGCAUCCAAUACCCAUCUCUCUCUCUCUCUCUCUGUGUCAAGCUGAGUUUUGCCUUUUGUACUUGCAAGCAAGAGGACCCUUUGUGUCAGAAGGAAAUCCCAACUUCCAAUCUUUAAUGGUUAUCUGUUUGUCUCUCUUUCAUCACAAAAGUCACUUCUGUCAGACUAAGUUGUACUAGAAUUGGGAUCCCCACCACCAUCAUAUAACCUCUCAGUCUUUGUUUUAGCAUUCGGUAUUAGGGAUCUUCUUUGCACCAAACAUGAUCCCAAAGGGUGUAUCCCUUAAUCCCAACUCCCGCAAAACAAGGUUUGCUCGUAGAUUUAUCUGUGCCCUCUCGCAAAUGAGAAACCCUAGACCAGUUUCCUCCUCCAACGAGGAAGAAGUCCGUAAACGAAGCCACAAAAUAAAGAUCGCUGCUUAUCUGUCGAUGGCGCGCGCAGUUGGGUCGAGGAGGGCUUGGAGCCGGGCCCUUCUUUUCAAGCUUCGAACGCGAGCAAGGCGCCACAAUAUCAUGAUCGGGAGGAGGUCUCUCUGCUUGAAGAAGAAAAGGGUCAUUAAGAAUGAUCCCCUAGGGGAGCUAAGCCAAACCAACAAGCUUAGACAUCUUGUACCAGGUGGGAAAACCAUGGAUAUGUGCAGCUUGUUGGAGGAGACAGCCCACUUUGUAACGUGUCUUGCUACCCAGGUUAAGGUCAUGCAGACUAUAGCCGAUCACUUUGCUAAAUGAGCAGGCCAGAUAAAAACUUUUCAACAUGCAGUAGAGGAUAAGAAGAUGGAUGCCCUUGCGUACAGGCAGCAGGCAUGUGUUGGGGUUCGUCAAGUUUGGAACAAGCUAGCUGUUGGAUGAUAUAUAUUUAUGCUAGUGAUACAAGAUCGAGGGAAAGUACGAGCUGGGUUUCUUUUACUUCUUUCUAAGGCUCAUGAUGAUAGCAUAUUUGGAGGUAAGAAAUGUAUUAAACUCCUCCAUCGCUACUCACAGCCUGCAGGAUGAAUGCUUAAUAAUGCACGUAGUACUACUGGCUGUUUAUGAUAGCUAGAUAGCGAUUUAACACGGACAACGGAUCUAGCUAGCUAGCUAGCUAUAAACGUAUAAAUGAUUUUCUAUUUCAAACUUAA
Juglans microcarpa x Juglans regia is the source of this 1239-nucleotide messenger RNA. RefSeq names its product transcription factor IBH1-like. Lineage: Eukaryota; Viridiplantae; Streptophyta; Magnoliopsida; Fagales; Juglandaceae. Gene Ontology annotation, biological process: regulation of DNA-templated transcription. The record is from RefSeq and is a predicted model, not a curated record. The coding region runs from base 383 to 850 and encodes 155 amino acids. The transcript has 2 exons.